AAGGUGUGGGCUUGCAGCUGGCGGGAGACGGGCCCUCCUGGACCUGUUGCGCCGCUCUCAGUCGCUUGUUGCGAACUUUGCUGCAACUUAGAGUCAGAGCGGAAAACCUGGGAUUGGUGGGGCCGGCUGGCAGCGCAGUGCGCCUGCGCCGUCAGGCUAUUUCUCCCAGGACUCGGUUGAAAUAGGAGUUAGUUCAGGGGCUGUGCAGGAUUGCAGCUCCUCUCAGCACCGGCCCCCCUCUGUGCCCAGCUCACAGCAUGCCAACCUGGCUAUGCGCUUGUGCCACCACCUCCGCCAGCUCCAUCUCCGCCGUUCGCUCAAACGAAGAAGCGGCGAGUCUAGCAGCGGCAGACGAAGUCCCCGGCUCAGGUUUCUGCAAAUUGGCCAGAUCUCCCGCAAACCAAGUGCCUCCGAAUAGCACUAUGGGCAGUAAGACCAUCCCGGCGCCAGUGCCUAUCCACCCAUCGCUGCAGCUAGCCAACUAUGCUUUCCUGCAAGCUUCCAACGGCAUGCCGAGUCCUUCCGAGCAGCUGCACAACCUGUAUGGGUUCAGCACCCUGCACACGGUCCAUCUCCACCAGUGGACGCUGGGUUACCCUCCAAUGCCUCUACCCCGUUCCUCUUUCGCCAAAGUGCCUGCCGUUUCCGCCCUGGUGGACACGCGAUUCCAACUGCCCGCAAUCCCGAUCUUCCCGCACGUGUUCCAGCCGAAACAGGAAUCCAGCAGCUUCCCCAACAAGACCAGACCCAGGUUUGACUUCGCGAAUUUGGCCAUCGCGGCCACCCAGGAGGAUCAGCCCAGCCUGGGUCAGUUGGAUGGACAGUGCUCUCCCUCGGCCAUUGGCUCCCUGCUGGAUGCCACCAAGUUAUCCCCGGAGAGGAAGCCCACCAGGGGCAGGCUUCCGGCCAAAACCAAAAAAGAAUUUGUCUGUAAAUUCUGCGGGAGGCACUUUACUAAAUCUUACAAUCUUCUCAUACACGAAAGGACCCACACGGACGAACGGCCCUACACGUGUGACAUUUGUCACAAGGCAUUUAGGAGGCAGGAUCAUCUCCGUGACCACAGGUACAUUCACUCCAAAGAGAAACCAUUCAAAUGUCAAGAAUGCGGGAAAGGAUUUUGCCAGUCUAGAACGUUAGCUGUUCACAAAACACUGCAUGUGCAGGAAUCUCCGCACAAAUGCUCGGCGUGUGGCAAAGCGUUUAAUCAGAGAAGCAACUUGAAAACGCAUCUCCUCACUCACACUGACAUAAAGCCUUACCACUGCCGUCAGUGUGCCAAGCUGUUCCGCAGGAACUGCGACUUGAGGCGACACAGACUCACUCACCUUCUCAGAACCAAGCCCGGAUUCCCAAGGGCUGUAGUGUGUGCAGGCAGACCUGACUGGAGUUACCAGGCCUGCUCACCCCCGAGUUUAGAAUUGUAGGAUGGAGUAAGUGACCUAAUCUCAGUCAAGAGCCAAAGAAAGCGACAAUGUUGGAGAUGUUUGAAUGUACAAGGAGCGCCUGACUGAGAGAGAGAGGAUUGAGGGACAGUGUGUCUCUGGGAAUAGGAAACCAUGGUUAAUGUGACGGUGGGAUACAAAGCGGAGACUCAAAACUUCAGGCCCUUGUGAUGAAAACCUAAUACCACCCAAAACACAAAUAAUGCAGCAACGUACUGUGGCUGGGUGGGAAAACUGCAGUAGCUUUGAACUGUAUUGUGUGAUUGACUGCAGUCAGCUGAGCUCAGUGUUAAAACCGUGGGCACACCUUCGUUAGAAAACAAAACAGAAACGAAAUCAGAACAAAGGAACACACAACCAUGCGAUGUAAGGACAGCCGAAGCGACAUUCCAAUCGGCGGGAUUUUUAAAACACAAAUCGUUCUUUGUAAAUUUUUUUGGCACUUUACGCUGUUUUUUUUUACUAUUUUCAUGUAUCACUGGAUUUCUAACCUUUUGAAACGAAUAAAUUGCCAUUUUAAGGCAGCACGCUGA
Hemiscyllium ocellatum (epaulette shark) is the source of this 1978-nucleotide messenger RNA. RefSeq names its product odd-skipped related transcription factor 1 (gene osr1). Gene Ontology annotation, cellular component: nucleus. The coding region runs from base 258 to 1427 and encodes 389 amino acids. Lineage: Eukaryota; Metazoa; Chordata; Chondrichthyes; Orectolobiformes; Hemiscylliidae. Gene Ontology annotation, molecular function: DNA-binding transcription factor activity, RNA polymerase II-specific; RNA polymerase II transcription regulatory region sequence-specific DNA binding. The transcript is spliced from 4 exons. Gene Ontology annotation, biological process: urogenital system development; regulation of transcription by RNA polymerase II; embryo development. The record is from RefSeq and is a predicted model, not a curated record.